CCUAAUAAAUCCUCACAGAAUGGCCGGCGCCAAAAGCACCCAUCUCACAUUCUCUCUCUCUAUCUUGAAAUUCAAGAAAGAUCAAGUAUCGAAAAUGUUUGUUUGUUCAUUGUUGGAAUGAAGAAGGUUUCGGUUUCAAGCUUCGAGACCAGGUUCGGAUCUGUUCUGGUUCUCAUACAUUUUCAAAUCUCUUCAAGAUUGUAGAAGAAGAAGAAGCGAAGAGAAGAAUGAGUGGAGCGAGACUCUGCGCUUUGUUGGGGGAAUUGGGUUACGAAGGACACGGGUCAUUGGACCCAGACAGUUUCGAAUGGCCAUUUCAGUAUGACGACACUCGACCCAUCCUGGAUUGGCUCUGCUCCAGCCUCCGUCCAUCCAACGUCCUCUCACCGUCCGAGGUUUCUCAGUAUGAGCAAUUCCUACAAGAAGGGAAACUAUUGGAGGGGGAGGACUUGGAUUUUGCUUAUGAUAGCAUAUCGGCCUUUUCAAGUAGGAGAGACAAUCAGGAGGCAGUUUUUGGAACUGAAGAAGGAUUGAAAGAAAUACGGGAUGCUACUGUAGCUUAUAAAGCUGAAGCUUCGGCAUUGCAGAGACAACUUAAGCAUCUGCAGUCUCAAUUUGAUAUGCUUACUGGCCAGGCUUCAGCUUUGAUGCAAGGAAGGCGGGCACGAGUUGCAGCAACAUCUGCUGUCAAUACUCAACUUACUAAUGUAGAUGAUAGUUUAUCGGCAAGAAAUUUAGAGAUGAAUGCAGUUCUUGGAAGGAUUGCUUCUACUGCUCAAGAGUUGGCCCAUUAUCAUUCAGGGGAUGAAGAAGGCAUUUACUUAGCAUAUGCUGAUUUUCAUCCCUAUUUGCUUGAGGAUGCAUCUUGUAUAAAGGAGCUGAAUCAAUGGUUUGCUAAGCAACUGGACACGGUUCCAUAUCGGUUAGUCGCUGAGGAGGGAAAAGCUAAAUGUUCAUGGGUGAGUCUUGAUGACAUUUCAAAUAUUCUAGUAAGAGCAGAUAUGGAAAAAUCCCAUCAUCAACGGGUAUCUGAAUUGCAACGGCUUCGCUCUAUAUUUGGAACGAGUGAAAGACAGUGGGUGGAAGCCCAAGUUGAGAAUUCUAAGCAGCAAGCAAUUCUCAUGGCACUUAAAUCUCAAGUAACUUCAGAUGAAGCCCAUAUUCAUCUUGAUCUUCAUUCGCUACGGAGAAAGCAUGCUGAAUUGGUGGGGGAACUUUCAAAUCUUCAUCACAAAGAAGAGAAAUUGUUAUCUGAGACAAUUCCAGUCCUUUGUUGGGAGCUGGCUCAACUUCAAGACACAUACAUUUUGCAAGGUGACUAUGAUUUAAAGGUCAUGCGCCAAGAUUACUAUAUUAAUCGGCAAAAAGCAUUCAUAAAUCAUCUGAUUAAUCAGCUUGCAAGACAUCAGUUUCUAAGAAUAGCUUGUCAGCUUGAAAAAAAGACCAUGCUUGGCGCAUAUUCACUGCUUAAAGUUAUCGAAUCAGAGCUUCAAAGUUACUUGUCAGCAACCAAAGGCCGAGUGAGUCAUUGUUUAGCGUUAAAUCAAGCUGCGAGUGAUGUACAUGAACAAGGAGCGGUGGACGAUCGGGAUACUUUUCUCCAUGGUGUUAGAGACCUCUUAAGUAUUUAUUCAAAUGCUCAAGCUGGUUCAUCAACAUAUGUAUCGGCGCCGGGUAUUGUUCAGCAGAUAUCUACCCUUCAUUCAGAUUUGAUGACCCUGCAGUCUGACCUAGAAAAUGCCCUUCCAGAGGACAGAAACAGAUGCAUUAAUGAGCUGUGCACUCUAAUUCAAAGUUUGCAGCAACUACUAUUUGCGUCAUCAACAACUGCACAACCAAUACUGACACCUCGGCCAUUAAUGAAAGAGCUUGACGAAAUGGAAAAGAUCAACGCGAAGCUCUCAGCUGCGGUUGAAGAAGUCACGCUUGAGCAUUGUAAGAAGAAUGAGAUUGUAAAACAUCACUCUCAAGAGUUGGGGCUUCAGAGGCGGGUUUUUGUUGAUUUUUUCUGCAAUCCUGAGCUUUUGAGGAGUAAAGUUAGAGAGUUGACUGCUAGAGUGAGGGCUUUGCAAGCUUCAUGAUUUAGUUAUAUACAAUCAAUAUGUGUAAUUGUAUUUCUCCCGUUUAAUGAAGCGGUGUGAGAGAGAUUAUGUUCAAUACUGCAAAGUGUUAAUUGAUGCAUUGCCGGUGUUCAGGUGGCACUCUGUACAUGCUAUAGUUGUAUAAAGCUUCAAAGUUUGGUCA
Molecule: messenger RNA, 2244 nt
Organism: Cornus florida
Lineage: Eukaryota; Viridiplantae; Streptophyta; Magnoliopsida; Cornales; Cornaceae
Product: AUGMIN subunit 3
Exons: 18
Coding region: 228-2081 (617 amino acids)
Biological process (GO): spindle assembly; centrosome cycle
Cellular component (GO): HAUS complex; mitotic spindle; centrosome
Source: RefSeq, a predicted model, not a curated record